GAAGAAUAUAAUCGGAUGGGUAUUCCAAACAACUAUUGGCAGAUUAGUGAUGUAAACAGAGACUACGGAGUCUGUGACUCCUAUCCUACGGAAGUGUAUGUACCAAAGUCUGCAACUGCACACAUCAUAGUGGGGAGCUCUAAAUUUCGGAGCCGAAGGCGUUUCCCAGCUCUUUCCUACUACUGCAAGGAUAACAAUGCCUCCAUAUGUAGAAGCAGCCAGCCUUUAUCUGGAUUUAGCGCUCGAUGCCUUGAGGAUGAACAGAUGCUCCAGGCCAUUAGAAAAGCAAAUCCAGAAAGUGAUUUCAUAUACGUUGUUGACACUCGGCCCAAACUCAACGCAAUGGCAAACAGGGCAGCGGGGAAGGGAUAUGAAAACGAAGACAACUACUCCAACAUCAAGUUUCAGUUCAUAGGCAUCGAGAACAUCCAUGUCAUGAGAAACAGUCUGCAGAAAAUGCUCGAAGUUUGUGAGCUGAAAUCGCCUUCAAUGAGUGACUUUCUCUGGGGCCUAGAAAAUUCUGGCUGGCUGAAGCAUAUCAAAGCCAUUAUGGAUGCUGGCAUUUUUAUUGCAAAGGCUGUGGCUGAGGAAGGUGUGAGUGUGCUUGUUCACUGCUCUGAUGGCUGGGAUAGGACAGCCCAGGUUUGCUCUGUAGCGAGCCUUCUAUUGGAUCCAUAUUACAGAACUAUGAAGGGAUUCAUGGUGUUAAUUGAAAAAGACUGGGUUUCCUUUGGUCAUAAAUUUAACCACAGGUAUGGCAAUUUAGAUGGAGAUCCGAAGGAGAUAUCCCCUGUUAUUGACCAGUUCAUCGAGUGUGUUUGGCAAUUAAUGGAACAGUUUCCUUGUGCCUUUGAAUUCAAUGAGAGAUUCCUUAUCCAUGUACAGCAUCACAUCUAUUCGUGCCAGUUUGGGAAUUUCCUGUGUAACAGCCAGAAGGAGAGACGAGAGCUGAAAAUCCAAGAACGAACAUAUUCUUUGUGGGCUCACUUAUGGAAAAAUCGUGCCGAUUACCUGAAUCCCUUGUACAGAUCAGACCGUGGUCAAACCCAAGGGACCCUACACCCACAGAUGGCUCCAUGCAACUUCUUGUACAAGUUCUGGAGCGGUAUGUACAACCGCUUUGAAAAGGGGCUGCAUCCUCGACAGUCGGUUACUGACUAUCUGAUGGCAGUGAAGGAAGAAACGCAGCAGCUGGAAGAAGAGCUGGAGCUCUUAGGAGAGAGACUGGCGAAUCUUCAGAAAUCACAAUUAAAUGACAAUAAAGUCAAGAGUAAGCAACAAGACCGAAGCAAACAGUUAGGGCUUUCGACUUCCAACAACAGCUUAGCUAACACUCCCCAGGAGUACAGCAACGAUCUGAAAUCAUUCCCAUCCCGGAGCCCUUCUCAAGGGGAUGAGGAAGAUUCAGCCCUGAUUUUGACACAGGACAACCUGAAAAGCUCUGAUCCUGACCUCUCAGCUAACAGUGACCAGGAGUCUGGUGUGGAGGACCUAAGCUGCAGGUCCCCAAGCGGGGGUGGCUGCUUGCCUAGUGAAGACAGUGGGAAGGAUUCAGAUGAGGCUGUAUUUCUGGCAGUCUGAAACACCUUCACAACAGCAAGGAUCCAGAUGAAGUCAAGUGUUUCACACCCUGGAAUGACAUCUUUUCAUCAGAUGAAGAAUAGGAGCGGUCUGUGGCCUAAAGAAAUAAUCCAAAGAAAGGGAACUGUGCAAUUGUGUAAGUAAAGAUCUAAGCAGAACAAGCCAUUAUUAGUUUUAAGACAUACUGCUAAAGAAAGGUAAUAUCUGCCGUUGUAUUUAGUUAAGCCAAUGUGGUAUUUGUUUUAUCAAUGCUGUAGAUAAUUAUUCCUUACUUUGCACAUUUCCAUAAUUAUUUAUUGUACAAAAUAAUAGUUCUUCUCCAAAGACGUGAAAUUCCAAAGUACUCUCUUACCCAUAAGGAAAAGGUUAAAGAUUCAUUGGUGUUAGCCUUACUGGUGAAUCGGUCAAGACUUAUUUUUGUAGAGCUCUUUUGCCUUCAGACAUAUUGUGUAUAUUCUUUUUGUUUUUCAUGGGAAGGUGUCAAGUUUUGAACUCCAACAAUUAUUUUGCAUAUUCUCCUACUAGAAUCCUUUACUGCAAAGUAAAGCUAACAAAUGGGCAUGCUUGCUUAAGGGAGAAAGGAAGCUUUGACCCUGCAAAAAUAUCCUUUAGUAAGCAGCUGCUGCUGCACAUGAAUGCAUCCUGUUUGGCCUCAACUCUCAACCAGUGUUGAAAGUUCAGAGGUUUCUGUGAGCAAAAUGUCAAGGAAUCUAACAGUACUUACGCAGCCCCCGUGGCAAAGCACCCCUUUAUAAUGAAAGGUAUGUUAGGCAGUAUACUCUAACCUCUUUAUGUUUUGUUCUCAAGUUUGAUUGUUUAUACAUUGCCCUCGUUCCAAACUGCCUCCAUACGAUAUGAAGGUAAAAUUUUAAAGGUAAUAAACCCCCAAAUUCUCCAGCCUAUUUUGCUUCCCACUUGAAAAUGUUUUAUUUAGGUACAUAUACAGUAGCUACUAGGGAAUCCAAAAUCACUUACAAACCUCACUUACGAAAGCAUCACACCAAAUUCAGAAUUAAAGGAAGGUUAUGCCCAUAAAGUAACUGUUAUAAAAGAGUAUUUUUUCCAAGUUUUACUGUAUAACCACAACCAAGGGUUUUUUUAGCCUCACAUGAAAUUUCCCUUUCUAGUAUUUGCCAACCUGAACAGAGCAUGGUGGUGCUAAUUUAAAAAAAAAGACUGAUUCACCACAACAAAGUUUAAUCUCAUUUGGUUUAAGAAUUUUCAUAGUUUUUAAGAGUAGGAAUAAUAGCUGUCAUGGGUAUGGAAGUAAAUCACUGAAAAAUGUUUAAAAUUUGGGAUAUUUUGAAACUCACUAAAAAGCUUUCCAUAUCAGGAUGUUAAUUCUUCCAA
Molecule: messenger RNA, 2931 nt
Organism: Egretta garzetta (little egret)
Lineage: Eukaryota; Metazoa; Chordata; Aves; Pelecaniformes; Ardeidae
Gene: MTMR7
Product: myotubularin related protein 7
Exons: 11
Coding region: 16-1581 (521 amino acids)
Biological process (GO): phosphatidylinositol dephosphorylation
Molecular function (GO): phosphatidylinositol phosphate phosphatase activity
Source: RefSeq, a predicted model, not a curated record